GCCCAGUCGGACACACCCGUUUCUUCCCCAGAGGUCUGGGGUCUGAGUCUAAACUGGCAGAGAUGGACCGGCCAAAACCCAGGGUCCCCGCAGUGGGGCCCUGCUGCCCCUCCCGAGGAAUGCGGGCCUCGGAGGCCGGCAGCGCGAGGUUCUCUGUGCCACCCUGCAUCAGCAGGAACUCGGCCAUGGUGAACGAACCCAGAGGGAAUGGUGGCCCCAACCCCCGCUCGGAGGGCAGCAGCAGUGGCAGUGAGAGCUCCAAGGAGAGUUCGAGGUGUUCCACCCCGGGGCUGGACCCUGAGCGGCAUGAGAAACUCAAGGAGAAGAUGAAGCGGAGGAUGGAAUCUGGUGACAAGUGGUUCUCCCUGGAAUUCUUCCCUCCUCGAACUGCUCAGGGCGCAGUCAAUCUCAUCUCAAGGUUUGACCGGAUGGGGGCAGGUGGGCCCCUCUUCAUAGAUGUGACCUGGCACCCAGCAGGGGACCCUGGCUCAGAUAAGGAGACCUCCUCCAUGGUGAUCGCCAGCACCGCUGUGAACUACUGUGGCCUGGAGACCGUCCUGCACAUGACCUGCUGCCAUCAGAGCCGGGAGGAGAUCACGGGCCAUCUGCACAAGGCCAAGCGGCUGGGCCUGAAGAACAUCUUGGCACUGAGGGGAGACCCCAUAGGUGACCAGUGGGAAGAGGAGGAAGGAGGCUUCAACUAUGCCGCAGACUUGGUGAAGCACAUCCGAGGCGAGUUUGGUGACUACUUUGACGUCUGUGUGGCAGGUUAUCCCAAAGGCCACCCUGACGCAGAGAGCUUUGAAGCAGACCUGACGCACCUGAAGGAGAAGGUGGCUGCAGGGGCCGACUUCAUCAUCACCCAGCUGUUCUUUGAGGCUGACACAUUCUUCCGCUUCUUUAAAGCUUGCUCUGAGAUGGGCAUCGCCUGCCCCAUCCUCCCUGGAAUCUUCCCCAUUCAGGGCUACCACUCCCUCCGGCAGCUUGUGAAGCUGUCCAAGCUGGAGGUGCCACAGCAGAUCAAGGACGUGAUUGAGCCAAUCAAGGACAAUGACGCCGCCAUCCGCAACUAUGGCAUUGAGCAGGCCGUGAGCCUGUGCCGGGAGCUUCUGGAAAGUGGCCUGGUGCCAGGCCUGCACUUCUACACCCUCAACCGCGAGGUGGCCACCACGGAGGUUCUGAAGCGUCUGGGCAUGUGGAUCGAGGAUCCCAGACGUCCCCUGCCCUGGGCCAUCAGUGCCCACCCCAAGCGCCGGGAGGAAGACGUCCGUCCCAUCUUCUGGGCCUCCAGACCAAAGAGCUACAUUUACCGCACCCAGGAGUGGGAUGAAUUCCCCAACGGUCGCUGGGGCAAUUCCUCCUCUCCAGCCUUCGGGGAGCUGAAGGACUACUACCUCUUCUACCUGAAGAGCAAGUCCCCGAAGGAAGAGCUGCUGAAGAUGUGGGGGAAGGAGCUGACCAGUGAAGAAAGCGUCUUCGAAGUCUUUGUGCGCUACCUCUCGGGAGAGCCCAACCAGGACGGCUAUAAAGUAACUUGCCUGCCCUGGAAUGAUGAGCCCCUGGCAGCUGAGACCAGCCUGAUGAAGGAGGAGCUGCUGCGAGUGAACCGGCGGGGCAUCCUCACCAUAAACUCCCAGCCCAACAUCAACGGGAAGCCGUCCUCCGACCCCAUCGUGGGCUGGGGCCCCAGCGGGGGCUAUGUAUUCCAGAAGGCCUACUUAGAGUUCUUCACUUCCCGAGAGACGACGGAAGCACUUUUACAGGUGCUGAAAAAGUACGAGCUGCGGGUUAAUUACCACAUUGUGGACGUGAAGGGCGAAAACAUCACCAACGCCCCUGAGCUGCAGCCCAACGCCGUCACUUGGGGCAUCUUCCCUGGGCGAGAGAUCAUCCAGCCCACAGUGGUGGAUCCAGUCAGCUUCAUGUUCUGGAAGGACGAGGCCUUCGCGCUGUGGACCGAGCAGUGGGGCAAGCUGUAUGAGGAGGAGUCCCCAUCCCGCAUGAUCAUCCAGCACAUCCACGACAACUACUUCCUGGUCAACCUGGUGGACAAUGAGUUUCCGCUGGACAACUGCCUGUGGCAGGUGGUAGAAGACACAUUUGAGCUUCUCAACCGGGCCCCCCAGAACGAGAGGGAGACGGAGGCUCCAUGACCCUGUGCCCCAGCACCCUUAGCUUGAGGCCACCAUGUCCCACCUUCCUUCUCCCCAGUCCCGGUUCUCCUGGGGACCCCUGUUCUCCUUCAUUUCUCCCCAGCCCUGGCCUCCGCUCCCCAACGCGAUGGUGGCAGCUAGACUAGUGUGAGGCUCCUGGGCUCUGGCUGGACCUGAGUCAGCCCCACACAGGAGCCUGGGUUCCCUGCUCACUGACAGUCUGUGCUCCUGUGGGGAGCAGCCCUGUCCUGGGGAGGCACCACGGUGGGCGGGACACCAUCGUCCCCAAGAGGGGUUGCUGCCAAUGGAGCCCCUGGAGCCAACCUGGGACUGCCAGUGACCUUGCUCUUGGGCGUGUGGAGGACAAGCGAAGCAAACAUGGUAGCAGGCACUGUGGGACCGUGGAGGAGAUGUGGCAAGGUCAGGGUGCAGCACCCUUCCACCUCCAAGGGCUGGCAGCCGGGCUCUGCCUGCUCGGGGGCGAAGUGGGGGACCACUGCCCUGCCUACCGACUACCCCGCCACGGCACUGGCCCCAGGACGGACCUUAGACUGAAACCUAAUAAUAGUUCUUGCCUCCUUCUACCUGAGAGUUCAGCUAGGUUUCCCCUCUUUCUCCAGCGCUGUUGUUUGAGACAGUUAUCUGUUCCCGUGACUCAAGUGAGAAAGUGCCUUUUAAGGGUUAAAGAUGUCUAAACCCUUGUGAGUGGUGGAGCCCGUGGCCCUCCCCUUUCUCCCCUGGCCGUGGAGGGUGCGGGGGUGCCCUGCCUGUUAUCGAGGGCAAAGUUACGGUUUGGUGAGCAGGGCUCAUUUUUCAGGCAGGCCCUCCUCCUGCCAGCUGCUCUGUCCCCUCUGUGUGUCCUGCUCCCCAGGAAUCGGCCCUCAGUCAUUCUGCUGUGGCAGAUGCACACAGGCUGGUCCCUGUCCCAGCCCCUGCCUGGGGGUCUUUACUGACAAGUGGGGGGUGGGGACAGGGAGGCGGGCGGGGGGGCCACAGAGCAGCCUGAUGACAGAGGAAGCCGGUCGAAGGCACGUCCUCCUCACUUUAGCGGCUGGCUGAAGUGAGGGGCAGCCUUUAGGAAAGACUGAGAGGCAGCUGGGACUAAGGAGAGUGUUUUAUUGUCCUUCAGAGCGCAAGGACUGAUCGCCCUGUGGCCUGCGCCUGCGCUCUCCGAACUGGCGGGGCUCGGUUCCCUCCCCGGGAGGCGGGGCUCAGUUGCUUUUCUGGCCACGGGAACAGUCACAGCUGCAGCUGGGCCCCCUGCUCCGCCCCAAGUCCACCCCGUGCAGGGGCUCUGGCCGCUCCCCGCCUGCUCCCUGGCCUCCUGAUAUGCCCGCUUUGUUCAGGGGCCUCGGGCUGCUGGUGGCACCUCUCCACUGGCCCCUGGCUGCCAGACGCUGGUGCCACUUCUCAAAGGCCUGGAGUCAGGGAGGGGGAAGGAAAGGCUGUUUGGCUCCCUCCUGGGUCUGUGCUGUCAGUGCUGGGCUGACACCCUGGCCCAGUUCCUUUUAUCCCUGAGGGAAGAGAAGGCCCUUCCCUCUGCCCCAGGCCAAAUGCACGCUCAGAAUAGAUCUGACUUGUGGUCAGGGAAGGACGCUCUUUAGGGAGGGGAGCUCAGCGACCCACGUGGGACAGCAGCCCUGCCACCAGCCAAGCCUUGUUCCCAAACCAGUCACAGGGUGGGACUGGGCUGAGCACAUGGUCAACAGCUGAAUCAAGGGCUCCCGAAGCCAGGCUGUGUUUUCUCUAACUGAACUGACCCCUCCCUGAAAAUGAAGGGUUUCUGGGGUGGCAAGCAGGGAGGGCCAGCAGCUCAAACCGCCCAGGCGAGUGGUGGGGCCGCCCCCCCAGUACCUGGGAGAGGACCCAGCCAGCUUCCCGCUGCCGUAAUCGCCGAGCCACCUGCAGCUGUAGGACCCGUCGCCGCCACAUUCUCCACGCCCAUCUCAGGUGCCACUGCCUGAGCUACGGGGACAGUGGCGAGAAGGCCCCUCGCUGGGCCUACUGAUACCCCCGCAGCCCCCAGCCCCUCUGCAGCCUCCCCACCCGCAACCCUGUAGCACCAGCAGGCAGGGGAUGUGACAAGGGGGGUUUCAUCGGAGGUGUGUUAACAAUGCAGAUUCCUGGGCCUGUUGCCUAGGUUUCAGCCUUUGUCCGUCCAAAGAGCACACUGAGGCAGCGUUUCUAGGGGUCCGGGUUGGGAAUGGGAUGAGAUGGGCGGUCAGCCUGAGGCGGGAGGGGAGCCCGCUCACCAGUGUCCGUGCCAGCUGCUCUGCCCCCUGAGCAUCUACCCAGCGCUGCCACGUCACUGCCAGGCGCUGGGCCUGCUGAGAGCCCUGGAGCCGGCGGAGCAGUGCCUCCCGGUGCCAGCGUUGCAGGUAUUUCCUCCUGCAGGGAGAGGCCCUGGUGUGCAUCCUGACGGCCGAGGGUGUCAUGACACCCCCAUGGCCAGGAAGAAGGGCAGAGCCACAGGCCUAGGCCUGCUCCCCUGGAAUCCUGUGGACAAGCACUGGCCAGAGAGAGCCCAGGUCUGGCCUUGGGUCAGGCAAAGCCCCUUGGCCUGGCCCCACCACCACCUCCACCCCUCCUCUUCCACACAUAGGUGCACACUCUGCUUCUACCCCAGCCGCCUUUGCUCGGCCUCUCCUUCGCCCUUGAAGUCUCUGGUCUCAGAGCUGCAGUCCCCUCCUGGCCCUUCAGGGCGCCUGCCCUGGACCCCGUGGGUGCAUCUGGGCCACUGCAGCUGGAGCUGGGAGUCGGGGCAGAGUGGGGGCUCUCUGUUUCCUGGAAAGAGGAGUUGAGUCAGAAGAAGUUAACAUCACUCGGGGAAGCAAACCCCUGGUGCUCCUGGAGGUUGAGCACUAGGAAGAGGGUGAGCAAGAAAAGGUGUCAAGUGAGUUAAGUCUGUGUCCUCGUUUCCCCCACAUCUGCCCAAGAGAGUGGGUGGGGCAGGAGAACUCGUCAUUGUUUUCUCAAAAUUGUGAAACAUCCCAGAAGAGGAGAUGGUGGGGAAAAUACAGAGUAAAUACAUAAGACAGGUAUGCCAAGAGCUUGAAGCUGAUUGCCAGGCCCUUGAGGGCCGUGACUGCCUCAUCCCCUCACUUCGGAGUGUGUAUCCCCAGAGGGAGCAUCUCCUUACCCUGAGCCCAGGAUGUUUCUCUCCGCUUCCUCUGUCCACUGGGGCUCUGGUGCUGGGUUGGGCCAGGCAGCCUGGGCUUUGUGGCUAGUGGCCUGCAGCUGCGGGUCUGAGAGAACAGCCAGAGACGAGAAGUUGACCCCAAUGGGCUUGGACCUCCAGAGUCCCAAGUGACCUGGCAGGAUUCCUUUCCUGCCCUGCCCCAGCCAGUAACGGGGCCUCUAUUUGUGUGUGCACAAGUGGGACAGUUUGAAUUGCUGCACGUUCUCCCAUGAGCCCUGAGGCUCCCAGAGGAGACAGAGAGGGUGCCCAAGAGUAAUGUGGCCAUCAGUACAUGUCACUGCCUCAUCCCCAUCCUCUCACGUGGCUGGAGACUCAGGGAGAUGAAUGGACAAUGAUGGCUACUGCUCAGUGAGGUCUACCUGUGCCAGGUACAGCCUGUGAUGUAGGCAUUACUCUCCCCACUCAAGCUUUACAAAGUCAAGUCACCUGUCUGAGGCCCCACCCCUCCUGAGUGGUCUGACACCAGAGCCCGAGCCCCCGGUGACUACUCCGGGCAGACCAGAGACUCUCUAAGGGAGUCUGUGCCAGCAUGAGAUGUAAAACCUGCUCCCCUUGUUAGCUGAGGGCUGCCCCGGUGCGUGUGUUCGCGUGGUAGAAAGAGGGGGGCUGGGAUUCAGCCCCCGAGCUCCCAUUCCUGGCAUGUACUUUCGGUUUGUACAAGCCUCCGUUUCUCCACCAGUAUUGGGGUCCCUGCCUGCCUUUGCUGACUGACAUGGAGUGAAAGUGUUUAUAAACAUACUCUGAGGGAAAAAAACUGUCUUGAAACACAGAUCUAGAAAUAAAAUGCCCUGAGACCCC
Vicugna pacos (alpaca) is the source of this 6150-nucleotide messenger RNA. RefSeq names its product methylenetetrahydrofolate reductase (gene MTHFR). NCBI's taxonomy places the organism in Eukaryota, Metazoa, Chordata, Mammalia, Artiodactyla, Camelidae. Gene Ontology annotation, cellular component: cytosol. The record is from RefSeq and is a predicted model, not a curated record. Gene Ontology annotation, biological process: tetrahydrofolate interconversion. Gene Ontology annotation, molecular function: methylenetetrahydrofolate reductase [NAD(P)H] activity; FAD binding.